UCAGCUUCUUCUAUACAGACAGGGGGAACUGUAAACAGCAGAAUUAAAUGUCCUUUAAUGGCUUUGAAUCUAAUUAACUGAUCUCUUGGUUUGACGCACCGAUUGCUUUAAUACUUCCUAGAAGCUUUUAUUAGUAAUUUAAUUUACUCCGAACCUGAGCCGCUCUCUUUGUGGAAGUGGAAGUUAGAAGAUAGCUGACCUUUUUUUUGAAUUGCGGUUGAUCUCUCACCGGACGCCUACGCACUGGCAGUUCCUGUACGUUAGUCGUUCACUAUAAGAAUACUUGCUUCCACUACCAAAUCCACUUCAACUGGAGUCCCAACAUUAUCAGCAUGCUCGUCUUACAGCUCCUCCUGGUCUCCGGGGUUCUCUCCGCUGUACCCGCGGUCGAUCCUCUCCGCACCUUCCAGUUCCGGAGCCCUUGGACCGGGGAGGACCUGACGUGUGACCGGUGUCCACCAGGCACCCACAUGACCGCGCACUGCAGCGCCUCCACGGCCACCAAGUGCGCGCCGUGCCGGAGGGAGCACUUCACCGAGCUGUGGAACCACCUGCCCCGGUGUCUGUACUGCGACAACUUCUGCACCGACAACCAGGAGGUGGAGACCGAGUGCUCGCCGGUCAGCAACCGGGCGUGUCGGUGCAAGGAGGGCUUCUACUGGGCCAGUGACUUCUGUGUGCGACACUCGGAGUGCGAGCCCGGGGAGGGCGUUCGGACCAAAGGUACGUCGCAGAAGAACACUGUUUGUGAACAGUGUUCCGAUGGCUACUUCUCCAACUCGUCUUCUGCUCUGGAAACGUGUGUAAGGCAUCAGGAAUGUGCAAUUGGACAGACUGUGCUGCUUCCCAGCUCUGUUUACCAUGACUCGGUGUGCGGCACCUGCGAUUCGCUUGCAAAUGGAGGUGAGCCACUCAGGACCUUCCUCUCGGACUUCUUCUCAAUGCACAGGAUGCGUGUGGUAAAGAUGUGGAGAUUUGUCACCAGGUACAUCAACCGUUCGGCCCCCAGAAAGAGAGGCGCUCUCAUGCAUCAGAUCACAGCGUGGCUGGCCCAGGCUCCAGAGGAGCAGCUGAGAAAACUGCCACAGAUGCUGAAGGACUCAAACCUCAAAACCAUAGCAGAAAAACUGGAGAAGAGGCUCAUGGAGAUCCAGCACAAGAUUCCAAACUGUAGCUUAAAUCUAUUAGACUGACAGCUCAUGGUAUAUGUAGGAGUAUGACAUGUUUGAGACAUUAAAAGCCACAUACCUCAGUGUGAUACAGCUGAAUUUUUUGCCUAUUUGAAAAGCACUUGAAUUUUUUUUACCACAUUGUUUAUUUUCCUGUGAGAGUGCAUUGCCACGUGAUAUUUCGUAGAAAUCAGUGAGAAAUAUAUGACAGAUAUAUGAAAAGCAUGAUGAUGGACUGUUUCCAUUAAUUGGAUAUGGAUUUACUUACAUCUACAGAUUAAUUUGAAUAUUGCAUCAACGCUGCAAACAUCGAAAGAAUACUUCUAAACCAAAAUUCUGAUUACUAUUUAUCAGUUUAACCAAGCAUGGCUGUAAUUUAACCAAAUGACCACUGGAUGUCGCCCUCCUCCAUCUUUACCUCUGGUCCUUGUAGACAUAUGUUUUAACAUAUUCAAAAUAGUUAUUUUACAAACACAGUGUUUUAUAAUCAUCAAAAUGACCUUUUCAUGCAUCAGAACCUGUUUCUCACUGACUCUGGGGCCUAAACCUGUUGGGACAAUCUAUCAUUCCACAAUAAAAGUGUGUAUUUUGUACAGAAUUCCAAAUAUA
This is a messenger RNA of Pleuronectes platessa (European plaice), 1778 nucleotides long. Its product is annotated as tumor necrosis factor receptor superfamily member 6B. Lineage: Eukaryota; Metazoa; Chordata; Actinopteri; Pleuronectiformes; Pleuronectidae. Gene Ontology annotation, molecular function: protein binding. The transcript is spliced from 5 exons. The record is from RefSeq and is a predicted model, not a curated record. The coding region runs from base 333 to 1193 and encodes 286 amino acids.